AUGGAGUUGGAGAACUUGUUGAAGCCCCAACUCUUGAGGUCGUUGCUGUUUUCCGUCGAUUCGGAACCGAACACCUCUGCCUGUAUUCAGAUAGCUCGGUUUUGUGCCGCCUAUUAUUUAGACUAUCAGCUUUUUUUCACGAAAAAUCAGCCAUACCCAUCACUUUUUGUCUGGGGUACCAUAAAUUCAGAAGGUAAUUUUCUCGGAAGUUUUCAAAGAUUUUUAUCAGUUAGCUCGUCCAAGCUAAAAAAUUUGUUUCAUUAAUUUUUUUUAAAACUUAUUCGUUUAUCAAUUGAUCAAUUUCUGAACAGAGAUAUCACGAUGGGGAUCGAAACUGGACCGAUCGGAAGCCAGUCGCCUUCUCCCAUCAGAAUUCACUCCAGCGCUGCCUGCCAUUCUGCUCGUCCGCUGCGGACAAAUCGUGGAGGCCAUCGGCUACGUCGACAACUUCAACGACCGUCGUUCUGCCCUCGUCAUCCGUAUCCUUGCAGAUUCUAUGUAUCUGUAAGUAAGCACAGAACAAUCUAUUAUUAAUUAUUAAAGCUCUUUGACACAAUUUUUAUUUUCGACUCCUUUUGAAGAAAAAAUUCCAGGAAAACUCUGACGAAAGAGUACGUGCUGGACACCUUUGUGAAAAGCACUUUGGCACAAAUCGAAAAAACUUCUGAGGCAAAGUCGCUUGAAAACCUAGCGUUUUCGCUAUCCCAAAGUGUGGUAGAGCUGGAGGUUGUCGUCGACCAGCCUCUUCUGGCCGACUUCGAGAAUUUGUUGAUGAACGCCGCUGAACAUUGGUUCGCCCAGUUGCCACUGAGUGCAGAAACUCUUGAAGAAGUUAGAUUUUAAAUUUUUGAAUCGAGAUAUCUUAUGACUGAGACUAGGAAGACGAUUUUCAAAAAUUUGUGAAAUUUCUCUAUAAUUCAAAAAGUUACCUUUCAGAAGUUAAACUUGAAUUGAGCACCGUAAAAAUGAAUGAAGGCUUUUUUUAUUUGGAAAAAUGAUGAUUAGUUCCAUCAAGUUUUCAAAAUUAACAUUCUUCACCACUACUUUGAAAUGCCAUUUUUUUCCUACUGUAAAUCAGCAAGACAAACUGAAAAAAACUAAUUUAUAAAAAAAUUUUUUUAGACUUGGGAUGCUCCAAUAUACUGUACACCAGAGACCUCUUCAAGGAUGGCGACUGUUUGGAAGCUCCACUCGGUUCUUCACAUUUUGUUCACUUCUUUGGCCGCUUCUAACAGACUCACUCAGCAGCUCAACCUCGCUCUUGAGAUCAUUUCUUCGUCGUCCACUAGCACCGCCAGGGUAGAAAAAAUACUUUCAUUUCUUUUACAUAGAGCGAGUUUUCCCUCUUUUAUUGUUUUUGCGAAUUCGAAAGUGAUUCAGAAGUCCCUGUGCUCCGAAAUGAUCUUGCCAAGAGCGUUACUUCUCUCACUUCAGACAAGCUACAGAAAUUUAUUCAGCAAAGCACUGAUAUUCAAAUCGGUUUGCUAGUUUCUUUCUUUCAUUUGUGAAAGAAUAAAGUUGCAGAACGGCGUUGCUCUGAUGGCUGAGAAGUACAAAGGUCUACUGAAUAUGGAUACUGCGUUUCCGGAGAUUUUGCGGAACUUUACUUCAGAAGCUACAGAUUUCGAUAUGCAACACGUAUCCUCUUUCUUUGAGUACGUCCAAGAAAAAUACGCUCAAAAAGUUAGAAAGAUGAACGGCUUGAUUGAAAAGAAAACGAUAAAUUUGAGCGGUAUCUGCCGCCGCUGUCUUCAUCGACAAGAGAAGUUUGGCUGCGAAGCAUUCUGUUGUCGAAUGAAGACGUCCAUCGAGGGGUUCGCGAAGAAUUCGAAAUGGACUGGUUGCGUGGAUCGUUCCAUCCCAAACAUAAAGUAAGUUUUAUUUCUCGUUAGAGAUUUAGUAACUAAAAGCACUGAGAUCCAAAAAUUAAAUCAACGAUUUCAGGUCUCACCCAGCAAGUUCAUUUGCAUGCAGUUCAUCAAUAGCCAGUGGACGCCGCCAGGAUUUUCCACUUUGGCGAACGACGGCAUCGCUUUGAGACUCGGCUUACACCCGCAGGACAUCUGCCUUGCCAAAAGUUCAAACUUGCCAAUACCUCCAGCAUCUGCUCGCGAGUCUAUCCGUCAACCUGUCUCUCAGUUUGAAGAUGACCCGCAAGAAAGGCUGUUCUCUCCGCGGGACCUCAUCUCCGUCUACGCGCAGAAGGCUCAACGGUUAGGCCUAACGCAUCACCAAACCGUCUCAACGGCAAAGUAUAUGAGACACACGUUGAGUGAAAGACUCCGGGAGUUUUCGAAUGAGCAGGAAGACAUUCAAGCGGAACUUUCGCGAGAAUCGGCCUUUCUCAAGAAUCAGCAACGAGACUCUUCUUCGACUCCUUCCAGUGCCAGAACACAGGCGUACACUCGAAGCCUACGUGAGCAGAUCGCUGAUCUCAAUUUCAAACUGGAUCAGGUGAUGCAAAGCUUGAACGAGCCCAAACAGGAGCCUGAGGAGGACGUAUCUGAACUUGAGAGUUUGGAACUGGAGUACGAUAAAGCGCCAAUAGCACCAACAAUUUCUGCACUCCCGAUUGAAAAACUUGAUUUUUCAACUCUUUCACCUCGUCCUGACGUAGGAAAAAGGAAAACUUCUCAUUCUUCUCUUCACAUGAGCACGGCAAAGAGUUUUGUUGAGAAUAAAAAAGCCUUUGUGGAGCAUGACUGGAUGCGGUUGCUCCCGUUGGAACCGACCAGCGAUCGAAAAUUCCAGCCGAAGUUGCUGACAAGCGCCUUCAAGACUUCUUCAAAAACAACGACGUCGGCUUGGAAGGCACAGACUGACCGAGGAGUUCAAACGUCAGCGGAGAAGCGUUUCGAGCAGGACAGCGGGUUCCUUGAAGUCGUCGAGCCAAUAAGACCUGUCGGCGCCGCUUCGAUCAUGAGUCGCGAGGAGAUUCACCGUGUCCUCAAAAACGUCACUUGAACUUUUUGCCUUUGAAUAAAGUUUUUCGGGCUCCUUUGUUUGAUCACUGGUGGGCGUCAGAAACCGAUCAGAAAAGAUGACUCACAAAAUUCUUUACAAAAUUAGUUGGCCGUAAAGGACGAAAUCAUUUAAAAACGGGUUGAAAUUUCAUAUAUUUCCUGUCUUUCACAUGUUGUCCUUUUUUUCCCAUAAAAUCAUCAAAAUCUACUUUUUUUUUAGAAUAAUUAUGAUUUGAAAAAUGAACUUUUGCUUGAUACUUUUAUUUUUCAAGCUAAUACUUAUAAUAAUCUUCAGUUACUGCUGAUGGAGGAAAAAAAAAUCAUAGAAUCAUUUUAGAGCGAUUAGAUCUACUUUAUUUGAAGAUUAUGAGUAAGUGAAGUUUGAAAUCAGUGCAAAUACCGUGACUAAUGUUUUAUCAUCACCUAUCAAAAAAAAAAAAAAAUUCAUCGGUUAUUCAAUUUGAAAACUAUUAGAGCCAUUGUUUGGAAAAUUAGAUGUGUAGUUUCUCGGUUCGUUAAUUGCUUGUUGUGAAAGUACUUCACAUUCUUUUUGAUUUUACUAUCCAUUCUACUCAAAAUGUUGCCACGGCUCUAUAUCUGUUUGGGUUGUUGUGCCGCGUCGAUAAAACAAGCCUAUCAGUGCCAGUGACCAAAGACGGCAUCCACAGGAAGACGAGCCGAUAAGCGUCGACAGUCGUGUCCCUGGCCAUGUCAACAUUCGCCCUCCGCUGUUUCCUUCUACUCGUCUUCGUCUCCGCCGGUCCGCUUCUCAGAACUUGAUCGUGAAAGUAAAAGAGCCAUGCCAAAAUGUCAAAAAUAUCCCUUUUAGCAAUCUCUCGACCUUUUCAGUUACCAUAAAAAACAUUUUUUAACAUAGAAGGUAGAGGAAGGACAAACCUCUGAAUGAUUAUACAAACUCCAAAAAAUCUCAAAUAAAAAAAAUUUCCAUUAUGGAUAAACAUUUGGCUGACUCAUAAACAGAUAAAAAAACUCAAAAAAUUCGUUCACGAUUUAAAAAAGAUUUCUACUCUCCCUCUUUUGAUUAUACAUUUGAAAAUCAUUUUGUAGCGGCGGGGAUCGCGUGCCAAAGCUGCGACGCCUACGUCGGCUGCCACAAUCCGAUAGUACAGCAUUGCCAUCACCCCAUGCAGUGCUACACUGUCCGGAACAUGCACGGAGGUUUCUUCUAACAGGUACAAAAAUCCAAAUUUUAUUUCGCAGCAAUCGUGAUGAAAGGCUGCGCGCCCUCCUGCUCUCAAGUCAACGAGGCUCGCCACGCCGGCCAUACUUGCACCAGCUGCAACGUCGACAACUGCAACCGAGGUCGGCAGUUUCUUCGCUUUUUAAAAACUUCCUAUACGUAUUAUUUCAUUCCUACCGGUAUCUUAUCUUCAAAUCGAAUUCUAUCAAAUCUUAACAGAUAGGACAAGUGCGGUAAAAGAGAAAAAAGAAUUCGUGCAGACUAUAGCUUAGGAAUACUUCAUCGACAUGUAGUACAUCGAAGAGUUUCCUACUCGAAUGAGAACAUUAUUAUUGAACAGUCCCCUUUUUAAGGUUAAAAAAAAGCUAUAAACUGCUAUACUUUUCGAAAUACUUUAACUCAUAAAUCUCACAAGUUUUCAGACAUGCCUAUGCUCUAUCCCAAUCCCGGAAUCGGGGGCGGAGUCCAGCCCAACGACCCAUACAACAAUCCACAGCGACGCGGUAACACUUUUCUUACUACAAACUCCGAGUAUUUGUUCGCAGACUACGAAAUCGGUGGAGGCGUCCGACCGCGCUCUUCUACUCUUCACACAAGCUUUAUCAGUAUCCCAUUUCUGAUUUUCCUUCGAUUCUUUUUGUAA
Caenorhabditis auriculariae is the source of this 4807-nucleotide messenger RNA. The record is from the annotation of a GenBank genome assembly. NCBI's taxonomy places the organism in Eukaryota, Metazoa, Nematoda, Chromadorea, Rhabditida, Rhabditidae.